UCAAAGGGAAAUUUUCUGACCGUUGUUGUGCGGGAGUAUCCACGGGGAAAGCCGUUCAGCAGGUCACCAAUCAGUUUCUCAAGCAGUUAGGUAUACAUCCUGACUGGCAAUUUGUAGAUGUCUAUGGUAUGGAACCGGAACUGCUUAGCAUGGUGCCAAGACCUGUAUGUGCAGUGCUUCUUCUCUUUCCAAUAACAGAAAAGUAUGAAACCUUCAGAACAGAAGAAGAAGAGAGGAUAAAAGCUAAGGGGCAAGAUGUCAAAUCAUCAGUGUAUUUCAUGAAGCAAACUAUCAACAAUGCUUGUGGAACAAUUGGGCUAAUUCAUGCUAUUGCCAACAACAGAGAGAAAAUGAACUUUGAAACCAAUUCAUCACUGAAAAAGUUCCUAGAGGAUUCUUUAUCUAUGACUCCUGAAGAGAGGGCCAAAUAUCUAGAAACUUACGAAGCAAUUCGUGUCACUCAUGAAUCCAGUGCCCAUGAAGGUCAGACUGAGGCACCAAGUAUAGAUGAAAAAGUAGAUCUUCACUUUAUUGCAUUAGUUAACGUAGGUGGUCAUCUCUAUGAAUUGGAUGGACGCAAGCCAUUCCCAAUAAACCAUGGGGAAACUAGUGAUGAUUCUUUUUUAGAGGAUGCAAUAGAAGUUUGCAAGAAAUUCAUGGAACGUGACCCAGAAGAAUUAAGAUUUAAUGCAAUUGCACUGUCCGCAGCUUAAAAAUUUUCCACUUGGGCUAACCUAUUGCAGUGUGUUGUAACAAGAUAACUGUUGCCAUACGUUAAUAGUACAAGUUUUGAUACUUCCCUAACAUGUCCAUUAAUUGUAGCACAUGUGGAAUAAACUUUGCAUUUGUCCUUGAUAUAACUUGCUGCUUGUUCCUGAAGCAAAUUCAUGUAUUUGUGUACACGCAUGCAUUCUGUGCAAGAUGUCUGCGUGGCGGGGUUUUCUCCUUCUACCCCCUUAAUAGUUUUGGAAAUCAGUGCCUGUGAUAUUUCAUCGUAAUAAUGAUGAGCUAGUUCAGAGUGGGACUCUUGCUCAUACCAUUUUGCAUAUAAUAUUUUGAGUGGAAUAUGGGAUACUGGGCAAAAACUUGAAAUAUGAGGUUACUUGCAUCUUUUAAUUAAAAUGAUACAAUAAUACUAUAAGAACUUUUGCAGGUAGCUCAGAAGAUAAAGCCACUUUUUUUCAUUGGAUUAUUUAUAAAUAUGUGGAAGAAAAAAAGAGCCAGGACUGUUUCUUCUUACUGGUGCUCAGGAAUAAUAUUUUUAAAAUUCUUAUAUUUACAUUUUGAAGAACAUUCAUUUUGUUUUUCAAGCCUAAUAAUGUUAAAGCUUUUUAAUAAUUUAUUAGUUAAACCAGUGUAUGCGAUUUGUAUUUGUGGAAAAACAGCAUGAAUUUUUAUCUCAGAAAAACCAAGUAGUGAUUAAUGUGGUCACUAAUGGUAGGACUGCAGAGGGAACACACAAGUGAAUAAACAAAACAAAGCAUCUCACCUAACUGAAAUAAAUGCUAGAAAAAGUCGUAACUGUUUCAGUGAAGUUUUUUAGAACAAGGCCACAUUCUGUAGAUCAUCAGAUGGACGUGAUGGCUAUAUAUAUUUAUUCCAUGUAGGAAUAUCUACUGUAAAUGUGUCAGGUGGCACUACUGACUGCUGUGGGAUACCCUUCCCUUUCCCCAUCCCCUGGGUCUCAACUGUUGACCAAUUUCUACACUUGAAGUCUUGAAGUACCAACUUGAAUGAUAAAACUUUUUUGUUUGUCUUUUUUUUUUUUUUUUUGCUAAGCAAUCCUGUGGUUUAGGAUUGUUGUGCAAGUAGGUUUUGUUUAUUUUGCAUAUUUCAGAUAAGUAUUUACUUGCUGCUUUGCAGUGAAAUUAUUGAGGUUUGCUUCCAGUCAAGACCACUGCCAAAGGAAACUGAACUCUCAGUCUCCCAUAGGUGCUUUCACUCUCUGUUAACUGUCAUUGCAGGAAAAACAAAUGGAAUUAUGCCAGAAGCAGCUUGGCAGAAUUUUCCUUCUCUACAGAAGAAGAGGCCUGGGAGUCUGUCUUAUCACUUAAGAGCAUCUCUUGCUCUUCUAAAGAAGUCAGAGUGUCUGUCUAAAAAUCUCAUCUGGAGAGUCCACUAACAACAAGAGUCUGUUUCCUAUGAGAGCUGGCUGGAAAAGUGAGAGGGAAGAACAAUACUAAUGAACUUCCAUGUGGAGCAUUUUCUUCAGCCCAAUAAAACAUACUAUCAUUAA
This is a messenger RNA of Meleagris gallopavo (turkey), 2236 nucleotides long. The record is from RefSeq and is a predicted model, not a curated record. Lineage: Eukaryota; Metazoa; Chordata; Aves; Galliformes; Phasianidae.